This is a messenger RNA of Drosophila kikkawai, 1556 nucleotides long. Its product is annotated as damage-control phosphatase ARMT1. Gene Ontology annotation, molecular function: phosphatase activity. Lineage: Eukaryota; Metazoa; Arthropoda; Insecta; Diptera; Drosophilidae. Gene Ontology annotation, cellular component: nucleus. Gene Ontology annotation, biological process: DNA damage response. The record is from RefSeq and is a predicted model, not a curated record.
CUAUAAUAAUACAUAUAAACGCACACAUAAAUGACACCAAUGGAAUCCUCGUCGAAGGACAAUGACGCCGAGGCCGACCCAAGCACAAAGAAUGAGGCUCCACCGAAGGAAUCCAAGUUGCCGCGGUCCAUCCAGACCGCGUUCGACGCCAAAUACAACAUUGUGGACCUUCAGACGCCGCUGAACGCCUUCAUGUCCGGCCAGUACAAGCGGAGCUUCGCUUACCACAGUCUUAGGAACAGGCUGCCCGUGGUACUGACCAACGUGAUAGACACAAUGACGCGGGAGAAGACGGAGUUAGUGGCCCAAUAUGCUUCCAACGACUUUGAAAAGGCGGCGCGGGAUGAGCUGAAGACCAUCAUAGGACUGAUUUCGCAGCUGAAGUACGAGCUGCAGACGGACAAGGCCUUCCACAAUUUCAAGGGAGCAGAACCCGACCAGGAUGACUGGAACAACUUCCUCGGCGACCUGCCCAGUGGCGAGCGCACCUUCUACCGCGGCUGCUCCCUCCACGCUGAGUGCUACUUGUACCGCAAGCUCUACUCCUUCGUGGAGAACAGCAUCUUCCUCAAGGGCUACGAUUACUUUGCCAAGAUCAAGGAGCAGGCGCUGACCGGCAGCAUGGACGACGUGCUGGCCUUAACCAAGUACACGCGUCGCCCCGAACGCACCCCGAAGUUUUUCGGCGAGCUGCUCAAGAUCAACCUGUGGAGCAACUGCAACGAUGCAGCCAGUGAUCCGGAGGCAGCAGCCCAAAUGCUGAACCUUAGGGUAUUAAAGGACGUGGAGGCCACGAAUGAGUAUGUGCUUGUCGACCACGCGGCGGAGAUUUGGCGCUGCCUGACCACCGGGAAUCUAAAGAAGCCACAGCAGGUGGACUUUAUUCUGGACAAUGCGGGCUACGAGCUGUUCAGCGACCUUAUCUUGGCGGAAUAUAUGGUCGAACAGGGAAUGGCCACCAAGGUGCGUUUCCAUGUCAAGGCGCAUCCGUGGUUUGUGACCGACGUCACGGAGAGGGACUUCAAGUGGACCCUGGAGUAUUUGAGCCAGCACGCGGACUACAUCAUCAGUUUGCUGGGCAAGAAGUUUAUGCAGUUCCUGGACGAGGGCAAGUUUGAAUUGGCCCCCAUUUCACAUUUCUGGACUUCGCCGCAUGCUUUUUGCAGCAUGGCGCAAACGGAUCCCGAGCUGUACAGCUCCCUGCAGCUGUCCAAAUUGGUGGUCUUCAAGGGAGAGCUCAACUACCGCAAGCUCUUGCAGGACGUUUGCUGGGCCAGCACUCUGGAGCUGAGUACGUGCCUCCGGGGUUUCCUGCCGAGCAAUAUCUGUGUUUUGAGGCGGGUCAAGAGCGAGAUUGUGUCGGGACUGGCCGAGGGUUCUUCACAGGCGCUAGCCAGCAAGGAUCCCCACUGGAUGGUCUCGGGCAGCUAUGGGCUAAUCCAGUUCGUAGACGGAGCGCGUGAAUUUGGAUAUUAGCCGAGAAUCUCUUGAAUGUACCAAAAAUAAAUAAAUGUUAAUUUAUUUAGAGUUUAAAUAUAAAACAAGUAAAUUAACAC